This is a messenger RNA of Paramecium tetraurelia, 348 nucleotides long. RefSeq lists its product as uncharacterized. The record is from RefSeq and is a predicted model, not a curated record. NCBI's taxonomy places the organism in Eukaryota, Ciliophora, Oligohymenophorea, Peniculida, Parameciidae. The transcript has a single exon.
AUGAAUUAAAAGGAAGAGAGAAUACUUGAAUAUCUUGAUAACUUAAAACUACAAAUGACGGAUCCUACUCAAAAGUAGUAGGAUUUUUAUGAAUCAAAAAAGCACAAAAUUCUUAAUUUAGAACAUAAGCACUGCGACAGCGAUCCUUCCUCUCCUUUUUCACUUAGAGAGGCACUAAGCCCAAUAUCUCUAUUUCACACGCAUAGUGUUAAAUUAUGUGAUAUUAAUAAUGAUAAUACUAAUAGUGAUAAUCAUCACCAUCAUAACCAACAGAUUCAUCAUGCUUCUCAUUCAUUCAAAUUGCAUCUGAACAUACAUGCAUUCACUGGUAAGAAAGUAGAAAUUUGA